Molecule: messenger RNA, 2864 nt
Organism: Sorex fumeus (smoky shrew)
Lineage: Eukaryota; Metazoa; Chordata; Mammalia; Eulipotyphla; Soricidae
Gene: RAP1GAP2
Product: RAP1 GTPase activating protein 2
Exons: 26
Coding region: 95-2413 (772 amino acids)
Biological process (GO): regulation of small GTPase mediated signal transduction; activation of GTPase activity
Cellular component (GO): cytoplasm; plasma membrane
Molecular function (GO): GTPase activator activity
Source: RefSeq, a predicted model, not a curated record
CCGCCGCACCCCGCCACUGCGAGCGCGCCCUCGGCCCUGCCCUGCCGCAGCCUGGCCGCGUCCCGCGUGCAGCUCGCGGCCGGCAGGGAGAGGCAUGGCGGGCCGCCGGGCGCCGGGGGAGAAGCGCUGGCAGCUGGUGCGCUGGUACGUGCAGGAAGGGCGUUUCCGGAUUGAGGAGAGGACACUGACAGCUUUUCAAUGGCUCUAUAGCCCGCAGCAGCACCGCAUCCUCAGCCGAGCGGAUCUUGAGUCACCCUCCAGGAUUGACAAGACCAUGCUGGCGAGUCUGAAGGUCAAGAAGCAGGAGCUGGCCAACAGCUCAGACGUAACCCUCCCGGACCGGCCGCUGUCCCCUCCUCUCACCGCGCCUCCCACCAUGAAGUCAGCUGAAUUCUUCGAAAUGCUGGAGAAAAUGCAGGGGAUCAAGCUUGAAGAGCAGAAGCCAGGACCCCAGAAGAAUAAGGAUGAUUAUAUCCCGUAUCCCAGCAUCGAUGAGGUGGUGGAGAAAGGAGGCCCAUAUCCCCUGAUUGUCCUCCCCCAGUUUGGCGGCUAUUGGAUUGAGGACCCGGAGAAUGUGGGCACGCCGACCUCGCUGGGUAGCAGCAUCUGUGAAGAGGAAGAGGAGGACAGCCUCAGCCCCAGCACCUACGGCUACAAGCUUGAGUGCAAGGGCGAGGCCAGGGCGUACCGCAGGCACUUUCUUGGGAAGGACCAUCUGAACUUUUACUGCACCGGCAGCAGUCUGGGGAACCUACUUCUGUCCAUUAAGUGCGAGGAAGUUGAGGGCAUCGAGUACCUGCGGAUCAUUCUCAGAUCCAAAGUGAAGACAGUGCAUGAGCGGAUCCCUUUGGCUGGACUGAGCAAGUUGCCCAGUGUCCCACAGAUUGCCAAGGCUUUCUGUGAUGAUGCAGUAGGACUGAAAUUCAACCCUGUCCUGUACCCCAAGGCCUCCCAGAUGAUUGUGUCCUAUGAUGAGCAUGAUGUCAACAACACCUUCAAAUUUGGGGUCAUUUAUCAAAAAGCCAGGCAGACUCUGGAGGAGGAGCUGUUUGGGAAUAAUGAGGAGAGCCCAGCUUUCAAGGAGUUUUUGGAUCUCCUGGGAGACACAAUCACGCUGCAGGACUUCAAAGGUUUCCGAGGAGGCCUGGAUGUGACACAUGGACAGACAGGGCUGGAGUCGGUGUACACUGUAUUCCGGGACCGGGAGAUCAUGUUUCAUGUCUCCACAAAGCUGCCGUUUACUGAGGGCGACGCCCAGCAGCUCCAGAGAAAGAGACACAUUGGGAAUGACAUCGUGGCCAUCAUCUUUCAAGAAGAAAAUACACCAUUUGUCCCGGAUAUGAUUGCCUCCAACUUCUUACAUGCCUACAUCGUCGUGCAGGCCGAGAACCCAGGUCCAGAAGCGCCAUCCUACAAGGUCUCGGUCACGGCAAGGGAAGAUGUACCUGCCUUCGGCCCCCCACUGCCCAGCCCACCUGUUUUCCAGAAGGGCCCCGAGUUCAGGGAGUUCCUGCUCACCAAGCUCACCAAUGCUGAGAAUGCCUGCUGCAAGUCGGACAAGUUCGCGAAGCUGGAGGACCGGACGAGGGCCGCCCUCCUGGAUAACCUUCACGAUGAGCUCCACGCCCACACACAGGCGAUGCUGGGACUGGGUCCCGAGGAAGACAAGUUUGAGAAUGGAGGCCAUGGGGGCUUCCUGGAAUCCUUUAAGAGGGCCAUCCGCGUGCGUAGCCACUCCAUGGAGACCAUGGUGAGCAGCCAGAAGAAGCAGCAUGGUGCGGGCAUCCCAGGCAGCCUCAGCGGGGGUAUCUCCCACAACAGCACGGAGGUGACCAAGACUACCUUCUCGCCUCCUGUGGCUGUGGCCACGGCGAAGAAUCAGUCACGGAGCCCCAUCAAGAGGCGCUCGGGCCUCUUCCCCCGUCUGCACACGGGCUCUGAGGGCCAAGGCGACAGCCGGACGCGAUGUGACAGUGCGUCCAGCAACCCCAAGACCCCAGAUGGCGGACACUCUUCUCAGGAGAUCAAGUCUGAGACCUCAUCCAAUCCCAGCUCUCCAGAAAUCUGCCCCAACAAGGAGAAGCCCUUCAUCAAGUUGAAGGAGAAUGGCCGAGCCAACAUCUCCCGCUCCUCUUCCAGCACCAGCAGCUUCAGCAGCACUGCGGGCGAGGGCGAGGCCAUGGAGGAGUGUGACAGCGGGAGCAGCCAGCCGUCCACAACCUCGCCCUUCAAGCAGGAGGUGUUUGUCUACAGCCCGUCCCCGAGCAGCGAGAACCCCAGCCUGGGGGCAGCUGCCACCCCCAUUAUCAUGAGUCGGAGUCCCACAGAUGCCAAAAACAGAAACUCCCCAAGAUCCAACCUAAAAUUCCGCUUUGAUAAGCUCAGCCAUGCCAACUCCAGUGCGGGUCACUAAUGUGAAAGAGGAGCCCUUCAUCUGUCAAAGGAAAUCUCUCUUUUGACCUCAGAGAAGGCUCCUAGUCCAGCAGUUUGGGGGUGCCAUCCACUACUCUUAAUUGUCACAGUCUCGGUGUCCUCCCUUGCCCGUCCCUUCACCAAGACACACUGCAAGCACCUCCUCAUCUCUGGACAAGGCCUCAUCGCUCCAGGCCCCUCCUCCUCCAGCCCAUCCGAAGUGAUGUGUGUCUUGCUCAUUUGUCAUCUUGCUUUAUCUACAAAGGAAAGUGUUGGCCAUGGGGUGAUCUGGGUACCUGGGAAUAAGUCAGAAAUCAGUGAGGCAUAGUGGUCAGGUUGGGGUGGACAGAAGCCAGAGCAGGACACUGUGCCCUGGGGGAAGGGGCUGAGUCACAGGCCCACCUGCCUGAGUAGGCAGAGCAGGUGUGUUUACUGGUGGCGGAAGGAGCCUU